AUGGUUAAAGCAGUUUGUAUUCUUAAUGGUGAUAAACCAGAAAUUAAAAUAACUGGUGUCGUUACUUUCGAACAAGAAAAUGAAAAUGCUCUUACAAAAAUUAGUAUUGAAAUCAAAGGUUUAUCACCUGGUGAACAUGGAUUUCACGUUCAUGAAUUUGGUGAUAACACAAAUGGAUGUACCUCAGCUGGACCUCACUUUAAUCCAUUAAACAAAAACCAUGGAGCUCCUAAUGAUGAAGAACGCCAUGUUGGUGAUUUAGGUAAUGUUACUGCUGAUGAAGGCGGUAACAUUAAAACUAUAAUUACUGAUAAUAAAAUUCAAUUAUUUGGUCCUAACAAUAUAAUUGGACGAACAAUUAUUGUCCACGCUGGCGUUGAUGAUCUUGGUAAAGGUGGUCAUGUAGAGUCUCUUAAGACUGGUAAUGCAGGUGCUCGUCUCGCUUGUGGUGUUAUUGGUAUAGCAGGACCACCAAAAAAAGUUCAACAAAACCAACCUUCACCAGAAUCAUAUCGUAGAAAUAAAUUGUGA
This is a messenger RNA of Funneliformis geosporum, 531 nucleotides long. The record is from the annotation of a GenBank genome assembly. NCBI's taxonomy places the organism in Eukaryota, Fungi, Glomeromycota, Glomeromycetes, Glomerales, Glomeraceae.